This is a messenger RNA of Crotalus tigris (Tiger rattlesnake), 1271 nucleotides long. Its product is annotated as cysteine-rich secretory protein-like. Gene Ontology annotation, cellular component: extracellular region. NCBI's taxonomy places the organism in Eukaryota, Metazoa, Chordata, Lepidosauria, Squamata, Viperidae. The transcript has 8 exons. The coding region runs from base 158 to 865 and encodes 235 amino acids. The record is from RefSeq and is a predicted model, not a curated record.
UAAUUGGUGAGCACCAGACUACCAUACAGUCUUAGCCCAAACCAUUCCUAAAAGUGCACUUAAAAUUAAUCUAAGGAGGCUGGAGGAACAUUUGUGGAUUCCAUUGACCAAAAAGCUUCAUUUGACGGAUCCAGGAGAGAGCCUUUCUGCUACCGAAAUGAUUGCCUUCAUUAUCUUGCCAAUUCUUGCUGCAGUGCUGCAACAGUCUUCUGGAAGUGUUGAUUUUGAUUCUGAGUCACCCAGGAAACCAGAAAUACAAAACGAGAUUGUUGACUUGCACAAUUCUUUAAGGAGAUCUGUGAAUCCAACUGCUAGCAACAUGCUAAAAAUGGAAUGGUAUCCUGAAGCUGCUGCUAAUGCAGAACGUUGGGCAUACAGAUGUAUUGAGAGUCACAGUCCACACGAUUCAAGAAUUCUUGGAGGAAUAAACUGUGGUGAAAAUAUAUAUAAGUCAUCUGUUCCUAUGAAAUGGACUGAAAUUAUUCACGCUUGGCAUGGUGAAAACAAAGAUUUCAAGUAUGGCAUUGGAGCAGACCCACCAAAUGCUGUAACUGGCCAUUUCACUCAGAUAGUUUGGCGCAAAAGUUACCGUGUUGGUUGUGCUGCUGCCUAUUGUCCUUCAUCGGAAUACAGCUACUUCUAUGUUUGUCAGUACUGCCCAGCAGGAAACAUCAUAGGUAAAACUGCUACUCCAUAUACAUCAGGACCACCUUGUGAGGAUUGUCCUUCGGCUUGUGACGAUGGACUAUGCACAAAUCCUUGCACACGAGUAGAUGAUUACGCGAACUGCAAAAGUUUGGUCCAACAAAUUGGCUGCCAGAAUGAACUGAUACAGUCAGGCUGCUCUGCUACUUGCUUCUGCUAAAAUAAAAUAAUAUAGUGGGCUUCCCAUUCAAUAUUUUUUUAUUUUUGCCGGAAAUAUCUUAAAAUCAUGGCAUCUUUUAGUAUCAGCAAAUUCUUACUUGACAUUUGAUUUCAUAUACUUUGCAUGAAUGUCCUAUGAAUGCCUAAGGGAAACAUCAGCAGGAGUAGAGGCUAGGGAUGAAAACUGUAAGUUCAAAGGGUCACAGGAAAAAUCACAAGCCUACGUAGCUUCAAAAAAGGUUGAUUAAAAGAAAAUACUGAAGGCCUGAAAAUAACAUUACCAAAAUUCUUUGCACUACAACUAUACCACAAGGAUUUCUUAAAUGCUUAUAUUAAAACUAAUCUAGAUAAAUGUAAUAAAUAAUUAAAUAAGCAAACAAAUAAAUAAAUUCUGUAGAAGAGCAAAA